Messenger RNA from Sorex fumeus (smoky shrew), 1378 nucleotides. RefSeq names its product synapse associated protein 1 (gene SYAP1). The transcript is spliced from 9 exons. The record is from RefSeq and is a predicted model, not a curated record. Bases 138 to 1199 code for a protein of 353 amino acids. Lineage: Eukaryota; Metazoa; Chordata; Mammalia; Eulipotyphla; Soricidae. Gene Ontology annotation, cellular component: synapse; cytoplasm.
UGGGGAGCUGGCGGGAGGGGGUCGCGCUUCCGACCUUCCUCCUGGGGCGCGCGGCGCGCUAAGCGUCCGGAGGCGCGACGCCGCCGCUGGGAGGGGGGGGUGACCUGCCGGUGGCCGCGGCGUCGCGGACAGGCAGGAUGUUCCGGGGUCUGGGCAGCUGGCUGGGCUUGAACCCGCCGUCCGAGGGGGCCGGGCCUCCGGAGGGCGAUGUCCCGCCCGAGCCGAGCUCCCUGGACGGGACGGAGACGACGGCCGACGGGCCCCCGCAGCCGGAGGUGGACCAGGACAUCCUUCACCAGGCCAAAGGCCUUGGAAGCUAUCUAUUUAACUUCGCUUCGGCCGCAACAAAGAAGAUCACGGACUCUGUUACCGAGACAGCACAGACCAUCAAGAAGUCGGUAGAGGAAGGAAGGAUAGAUGGCAUCAUUGACAAGACCAUCUUAGGUGAUUUCCAGAAGGAACAGAAAAAAUUCCUGGAAGAACAGCAUACCAAGAAGUCAGAAGUCGCGCUGCCCCCAUGGGUCGACAGUCAUGACGAAGAGACCAUUCAGCAGCAGAUCCUGGCCUUAUCUGCGGACAAGAGGAAUUUUCUUCGUGACCCUCCGGCUGGCGUGCAGUUUACCUUUGACUUCGACCAGAUGUACCCAGUCGCCCUGAUCAUGCUGCAGGAGGAUGAGCUGCUGAGCAAGAUGAGAUUUGCACUCGUGCCCAAACUAGUGAAGGAAGAAGUCUUCUGGAGGAACUACUUUUACCGCGUCUCCCUGAUUAAGCAGUCGGCCCAGCUCACGGCCCUGGCCGCCCAGCAGCAGGCCGCCAAGCAGGACGGGAAGGCCCAACGCGGAGAAGACGCGGCACCGCUCACAGAGGCAGUACGGCCCAAAACACCGCCCGUUGUUAUCAAAUCUCAGCUCAAAACACAAGAGGAUGAAGAGGAGAUUUCCACCAGCCCUGGCGUGGCCGAGUUUGUCAGCGAUGCCUUCGACGCAUGCAGCUUCGAUCAGGAGGACCUGAAGAAGGAGAUGGAGCAGCUGGUGCUAGACAAGAAGGAGGCCGAGACAGCGGCCCUGGAAGAAGAUUCCGCAGACUGGGAAAAGGAACUCCAGCAGGAACUUCAAGAAUACGAAGUAGUCGCAGAAUCAGGAAAAAAAGAUGAAAACUGGGAUAAAGAAAUCGAGGAAAUGCUUCAGGAGGAAGAUUAACUCUUUCCUGAGUCAAAAGCAUAAUCCAAUAACAUUCUGUAACUGACAUCUGGACAUUCAUUAAAUCAAAAGGCACAUGUGUAAUUCCAAAUUAUUCUUUUUCCAAGCUAAAGCUUGACUCUUAUAUGUAAAAUAUAUAUAUAUAUGUAUAAUGAAUACAGUUAUUCUAAUCAAAGGGA